This is a messenger RNA of Trichobilharzia szidati, 5686 nucleotides long. NCBI's taxonomy places the organism in Eukaryota, Metazoa, Platyhelminthes, Trematoda, Strigeidida, Schistosomatidae. The record is from the annotation of a GenBank genome assembly.
AUGGAAUGUGAACAAGUUGCUCCUCUUCGUCAGAGUCAGGAGAGAUUCAGAAGUCCGGAUAUAUCUCGUAGAACUUUGGGUGAAGAAGCUGUUGCAGCACACACAGUUAAGAAAUCUCGUCGAGCUAAAUCAACUGAACCAACUGCUCUAGAUCCUGAUGACCCUUUUGUUAAAUACACAAACAAGGGGGAUGGAUUUAAUGAAACUCCUCAGGAGGAAACUGUUGAUAAAAGAUGGUCGUUAAUCGCCAAAAACUACGAAAAUAUGUCUAAACAAGAGCUGUUAAGUAACUACCGGCUAUUAAUGAAUGAGAAGCUUCGGUUGGAAAGGUUUUUAUCGAUAAUGACAAAGAAUAACGAGAUGGCUCGUAAUCGUCUUGAAUCCGACCUGUUAGAUGCUAUGAUGUGCAUAGAGGAUUUAAAACAAGCUCUUGAAAUUCGUAUGGCACGACGACGUAAAAUUGAUCCUCGUGAAGCUGAAGAAAGACGAUAUUUAAUACGUCAGAAUAAAAAGUUAUUGAAUCAGUUAUUUGAAUCAGCCAAGAAAAUUGAACGACUUGAAGUGACUAAAGUAGAAAUGAAAGAACAAUUGGAGCUGUUGGAUUUUCAAAUUGUUGAAGUUGAAAAUCAAAAAGCUAUGAUGGAAGAAGAGCUGAGAAAAAUACCACCGACUGUACACGAAGAAACUCAAACUGAGGAAAACUCCUCUGAUAAUCACCAAUUGAUAUCUCAAUUAAAAGAACAACUAAGUCUACUCAGAUCAGAUUUAUCAAAUCAAAAAGCUGAAACUGCUGCUGCUCAAGCUAAACAAAGUCAUUUGGAUAAUUUAGUCAGAGAGUUACGUCGAGAUAAUAUUGAAUUAAGAGACCAGUUGGCACGUGCAGACGAUGCAGAGAAUUCGCUAGCAGAAAGUGAUAAACCAAUGGCUGCUGAUGUUCGACUACUCAAGUCCCAAUUAGAAGAGCAGUUAGAACGUGUCAGAGAAUUAGAAGAAAAAUUGAAUUCAUCACGACAAUACUCAGAAAAAUUGGAAUGCCGUGUUCAAGAUCUUAUCAAUCACAGUAAUUGUCAACCGUCAAGUGAAUCUUUAUCUUUUGAAAAUCUUGAAGAAAAUACAUCAGAUUCACUUUACACAAUGACUUCAUCAGCGCCUAAAUCACUUUUAGAUGAACGUGAUCAAGAAAUAGGUCAAUUAAAAAAUAGUAGUACUGGUGGUGAAGAUGUAAAUCUACCAAAACUAUGCGAAUCAUCAAUUCAAACUGAAUUAAACAAUGAACAAAUGAAUAAAUUAUCAACUUUAAAAGAAACAUUAAAUUCAGGUGGUCAUAUACUUACUAAUCAAGAAUAUGAAACAUUAAAUAAUGAAUUAAAGCAAACAUUGGUUACACUAGCCAGUAAUCCAGACAAUACAGAUAAAUCAACUACUGAAGGACAAUUAAACCAAGAUAAUAAUAAUACUAGUGAUGAUUUAUUACUUACAGCUAAUAAACUAAGAAAAUUAUCUCAAGGCAUGAAAGUUAAAUCAACUCUACCAGAAACUAAACCAUCCAAUAAUGAUGCCACUGAGACCCAAAAUACUGUCACUGAGGAGCAAAAAGUAAUUGAAGAUUUACGUGGUCAAGUCGAUAGUUUAAAGCAAGAAAUUAAAAGAUUACAACGUGGUACAUCUACUGUUGAAGAACGAAAUGUCAGUGGAAAUGUUGGUGAAUUCCAUCUAUCACAUAGUUCACCAAGUCAUUUCUAUUCAAUGGAUCCAUCUGAUAGUAUAGAAAAACUUUCUAAAGAUAAAUCGAAUGGCUCGUACAAUCCUUCAUAUUACAGUACUCAACUACAGGAACUACGUCAAACUGGUGACUUAGAAUUAGUUCGUGCACAUCUCAGCCUAUCGGAAAGACGUCGACGUGAACUUGAAAGACGGAUAACUGAAUUAACUGAUGAAUUGGCACGUUCUCGAGCUGAAGCACGUUCAGCAGAAACUAGUCUUUCUGCUGCUCGUCGAACUGAAGCAGCCUUAAGACGACGUCUUCUUGUAGCAAUGGAUUCACGUAAUUCACCAAGUGGAAAUUAUGAAAUGAAUGCAUUACAUGGUUCACGUGAAAUAACUACUAGUGGAAGUUCAGAAAUGUUAAAUAUUGUAGAAUUACAAGCAGAUAUUAUUAAACUACAAGCAACAAAUGCAUCCUUAAAUGAAGCUGCUUUACUAGAUCGUACUAGACUACAUGAUCAAGCUAUGCGUAUAGAUCAAUUGGAGUCAGAGCAUAAAGCACUACUCGAUCGAAUUUCAUGUCUACAAGCAGCUGAAACUGGUGCACAACGUGGUAUUGUCCGCCUACAGGCCCUUUAUGAAGAUAUGCUACGUGAAUACUCAGAGUCUAAACCAUUCGAAUUAACUAACAGUCGUGGACGUGAUCGUCAGCGAAGCCAAUCACGUAAUGCUGCAGACAAUGAUAACAAUAACAAUAGUCAUGUUCGUAAGACAUCACGUGGUUAUGAUGUCAGACAAUUGGAAAGACAAAUUUCUGAUCUGAAAGCUGUAAAUGCAUCAUUGAAACAAACUAUUAGCGACAAUUCAAUGCAACUAUCAAAUGCAACAUCUACUACAAUUCCAGUUGGAACGUGUAAUUCACCAGCUUGUAUUGCUGUACGUAAUCUAUUGAAAGCAUUACAAAAUCGUUAUAAUGAUUUAAUGAAUCAGUAUAUACAAAUGCAACAGUGUACAACAAAUGGUCAAGCAAUUGAAAUGAAUACUAAUACCAAUAAUGAUAAUGAUAGUAUCAUUCUUAGAAAAUCAUCAAGAACACCAGCUUUCAUUGAAGAAUUAUACAAUCAGCUAACAAAUAUAUCAAUUUUACUGAGUGAAAAUAAUUAUAAUAAUAAACAAGACAUUAGAAAUUAUGAAUUAGGUGAAAAUAUUAACAUGUGUUUACGGUUAAUUGGUUUAUUGAAUAAUUGGAUUAAAUCAUGUCUAACACAGAAUGAUAUGGAGAUAGCUCAUCUGCGUUCAGUAAUUAUGAAUUUACGUAUGUGUAGUGGAACAAAUGUUGAUCAAAAGACAGCAGUAUUCACCUCGUCUGUAGCCAAUCCAAUCAGUAGUGAUGAUUAUGAACAGAAUAAACAACAAACUUUCUCUUGUUCAAUUAGUUUAACUAGAAAAGAGGAUCCGAGGAAUUGCCUCAGUUACAGUUUUGAUUUCGUCGAUCCGAAUAGUGUUGUUUGGUUUUUUUCUCAAUAGGAAAUAAAAAGCUAUUCAUCAUCACAUCAAACAUUGAAAAUGAAAUUCGGCAAGCAAAAAAAAAGAAAACCAUGAAAAAAAGGCAAAGAAAACUAAGUUACAUCACAUUAGUACUAUACUUACAUAAUAUAUAUAAAUAUAUACAAUAUUUUACUCAAUAUUCUCUCUCUCUCUUGUAAUCAUUUUUAUUACUUUAAUGCCAUUUAUUUUUAUUUUCUUUGAAUAUUCAAUGACGUACGUAAACAUUUGAAUAAUAUGCAAUAUGCAGGUGAUUUUGUGUCCCUGUGUUUCCGAUCCUUUUCUCUCUUUGUCUCUCUCUCUCACACACUGACACACACAUACAAACACAAACGCAUACAUCUUUUCGCCUUCUCCUCCUGAGUACCAUUUUCGUCAGCAGUCACUUUUGUUUUACAGUGAGACAUUCAGCUAGAUAAACUUUAAACACGUUUUUCAUAAAAACGGAUUAAAAUGGGAAAAACAGAGAGAAAAAGACGAAAACUGCCGUGAAUUUUUCAUAUCUGUUUUUUUCCUUGUCACAGUUUUCCUUCUUAUUCUUAUGAUUUUCGUCUUUUUUUUUAAUCUUUUCCGUGUUAGCCGGUAGUUGUUUCCUUCUUACUGCUAUGUCCACUUCUGUUUGACAAGAAUUUUCACAAGGUAUCAUGAGGUGUUUUCAUGGUGGGAAUUCUUGAUCACUGUCCCCAUAUUUAUAUAAUCACAUUCUCAGUAUGAUCAUGAUCAUGGUCACUAUCGAAUUCAUCCUCAUGUAUUAUUCCCAUUUAUAUGAUGUGGUGAUUUAUGCCCCAGUUUGAUAUAAAGAAGUGAUGAAUAGUGGUCAUCACUUUAACUGUGUCUGUCCCCAUUCACCUUUCGAUCAGGUUUUCAUUUUGUUAUCUAAUUUUUUGUUCAUUCAUUCAUUCAUUCUAUCAUUUUAUUGUCAAUCCUUAUUUCAAGUACUCGCUCCACCCCACCCACCCCCAACAACAACAAUCCGCUUUGACAAACUUUGGAUAAUGCGAAAAAUAUAACGAAAAAACCAGCAAACAAACAAACAAGAGAAGCGUGGAACACUUUUUUCCGACUCUCUUUUUAUAACUGACUAACUAACUAGCUGACAUCAUACUUUUAGUGUAUAUUUACGCGUUAAUUUUAGUCAUACUUUACAUAUUACAUUUUAUUGUGUAACUGUUAUUUUAAUGCAUAAGUGUUGUUUAAUAAUAAUGAUAAUAAUUCUUAAAUUUUUCUUUCAUUUUCGUCUUUAUUUUCUAUGUUCAAGGGUUGUAUAACUUUACUCUUCUCUAUACAACGGUGUUCCUUUGUCUUUGAAAGUUGUUUCUUCAAUUUUCGGUACAUUUAGUGAAAAUAUUCCAGGUAUAUACUUAUACUUGGGUGUGUGUGUGGCGAUGGGGUGGGAUGGGUAAGAGUGGAUUUUCAUGAACACAGUAACCUUCUAAAGUUUAGCAGCCCUUUUUCUUCUUGUAUGCAGCAUUUACACAAAUACAUAUAUCUAUACUUAAAUGAAGGACACUUUUCUCGUCAAUACGUUUCAUUUGAGAUGCCUUUCCUGAUGAAAAUAGGCAUACAUUAACAUAUGCAUCUCUGUCUUUUGUUUUUUAUUCCUAUUGCUUUUUGUUCUAGUUAGCUAUCUGGUGGGGAGUACAGUGGAGACUGUCAACUAAUGUCAAAUGCUUUCUCUCCUUCUGUCUCUCUGUCUCUGUCUAUGUAGGCUAAUUUUAUCUAUUUGUAGUAAGGAGUUUCUCCUUGACAUUACUUUAAUCUUUUAUCAGUUCCAUUGGCGUAUUUUCUUCCUCACUUCUUCUUUUGAUUAUGUGUAUACUCAUAUAACACCUUUUAAUCAUUAUAAACGUAAGCGUUGAAAGGGUGCUCCUUUUCUCUCUCUCUCUCUCUCUCGUCAUCUUAAUCAAAAUAUCAUAAUCAUUUAUUCAUAUUUUAUGAUGACUAAAAGUUUCUUUUGUCUUCUCUGGAAAUUUCUGAAAAGAAAUCAAACGAAUCAUAUGAUCACUUUAAUUACCGCAUAGUUUAAUGAAUCCUGAACUAUUCCUCAUCACUUUGAGUUUCUCGUCUUCAUUUGCGCAGGUCGAACUCUCUUUCCUCACACACACACACACUCACACAACCCCCGCCCGUACUUCUCUUGUAUCUUUUCACCACUUUUUAUUGUGUCAAUACCAUCUGGUGGUAUAAUACUCAAUAACACUUUUCUCAUUUAUUGUUAAAAAUUCAUCUUUUUAUUGUUUAUGUUGUUAUUUGUGUUUAUUUCUAUCUGCUUAACUUUUUACUUGUUCAUUUUGUUUUCCCAUUAAUAAUCUGUUUACAAUGCAAUCAAAAUCCACUUACUUUUUAUUAUAUAAUAAUAAUAAUAAAUAAGUUGAUUACUUUUUUCAUGAUUUUGGUUUCAGUUGUAAUUAUUGUUCUUGUUUUUUUUAGUGUUUGU